ACUCAUUUAAAAAGGAGUAUUAAAAUGUAUUUUGAUAACUUUAAAACAAUUAACAUUUUAUAUGGUAAUUAAGUUAAAAAGAUAAUUUAGAAAGCAUUAAAAAUGUCGUGACUGUGGUUGAUGAGUGCACAAAUGUUGAAAUGUAUGUUUUCUUGUAUACAUUGUUCAAAAGCAUUCAAUACAGACGAGUGAAGGCGAGAGCUGCGUCAUAUGUGUUUCUUAAACCUUCUCCCGUUACUUUUCCCCUUUUUAAGGGUACAACACAUGCGGUUCAGCAUCUUCUCCAUCCUCCUCCUGAGCGUCCUGUACCUCACACUGGCACAAGAUGAGACCUGCUGUCUGCAAUACAUUAAGAAAGUUCAAAUGUCCAUGAAGAACAGAGUGACCAGCUACAGGAAACAAGAGCUGGAUGGACGCUGCAACAUCCCCGCUGUUGUCUUCACAUUGGAAGACGGAAGUGAUUUUUGCACUGAUCCCAGAGAAAAAUGGGUCCAAGUCCUUCUGUGGAGGGUGGACCGACUGUCAGGAGGGUCAUCUUUGAUAAGGAAAGUGCGAAGUGUCAGAUCCAGACGUAGGCCAUCUUUGCAUGGGUCUGGUGCAUCACAAAAAAGUGUUCAGCGUCCGAGGGCCCAGCAGCCAAAGAAGUCUCAGAAGAAUAAAAUAGACAAUCGAUAUUUAUUCAAUCAGAAGCAGCAGCCUUACAAGAGUCAGCAAAUACCUAAGUUUGCUCCUAAUAAACAAAUAGAUAUACAACUGAAUGUAUUUUUAAUUGUAUUUCUAUUUUUAUUAUCUAUUGCUUGCACUUAAUUUGUAUGUUCAAAUUUAUCUAGAAAAAAAGAUAAACAUUGUUAAUUGUGUGAGUCCUUUUGUUUUUUGACUUCUGUCAGUUAAAUUCUAAAUGUUACUCAAAAAUAAGUCAUAAACGAAGGAAAUAAAUAAAUAAAAUUUUUGUUCCAUUUUCAUUCAUUUUAAUUUUAAACUGAUGCUGCAACAAGCAAUUUUCGGUUUGUAUCAAUUAUAGCGUAUUUUACACACAGUUUCAGGAUCUCAUUGGUCAAGGAUAACACAAUAACACAAAACAUUUCCCAGUUACACUUUAUUUUAAGGUGUCCUUGUUACAGAGUAUUAAUUAACCAUGUAGCCUACUUACUAUAGGGAUUUACACAAUUAUGCAUAAUGAAUUGUUAUUAUAAUUUUCAGUGUAAUAUCUCAUAUUAAAAUAGCUUUUAAAAGAUGGACAUGAGUCACACGAAAUGGGAGACAUUUGGCUAACAACGUCAUUGUUUUGUUUUGAAUGAGGUUUUAUUUUUAUAUUAUCAUUUUCGUUUAAUAAUUAGUUUUUAUUUUAGUUUUAGUAAUUAUAUUUGUUAUUUUAUUUCAGUCAGUUACCAAAGUGUGUGUGUGUGUGUGUGUGUGUGUGUG
Molecule: messenger RNA, 1422 nt
Organism: Carassius gibelio (silver crucian carp)
Lineage: Eukaryota; Metazoa; Chordata; Actinopteri; Cypriniformes; Cyprinidae
Product: C-C motif chemokine 21-like
Exons: 3
Coding region: 211-807 (198 amino acids)
Biological process (GO): inflammatory response; monocyte chemotaxis; immune response
Cellular component (GO): extracellular region
Molecular function (GO): chemokine activity; CCR chemokine receptor binding
Source: RefSeq, a predicted model, not a curated record